GUCCCCGAGUGCGCGCGUCUGCGGUUCUUUCUCUCCGUUCUCCUCGUGUUUGACAGUUGGCGGGGUAAUUACAGUCUUCUGCUGCCCUCGUCCGUAUGGGAGACCAAACACAACGGAUAUGUGGGGAGGGGGGCGUUUAAACCUUUCACGGCUAUACCGUCGCGUAUUUUCAUCAAGAAAAAAAGAACAUGUGUUCUACUUGUUCGUUUGUAGUGUUACUGCGUCAACGUGCCACCAUCGUCGCCUCGACACUUCAGCCAAGCUCCUUUGUGUCCCUGAAACUACAUGUCCCAUACGCCAUUGCGAAAAACAACCGCGCCGUACGGACAGUAAAGUGCGAACACGACUCUUUUAAACAUGGAUAGUUUAAGGCUACUAUGCCCUUGAAACAUUGAUAUCGUGUUAUACGUAUGUAUUAACGCGACAGAGUCACUGUAAAUAACAAAUACGCAUGUCACGUAACUCAACAACCCGUCACGUGACUAGUUAAUAUGUUAGGUUCCUGUCAAGGCACUCCCCCGGAGCUAGCUUAAUUUCUUCGCCGACAUAAAAGCAGCGGGACCAUAUUUGCCUGUGUUUUCACGAUGACAUGCAGCCAGCCACGAUGGACCCAGCAGACGAGCCCGCGUCGAUGUUGUGGGGACUGGACCCGAUCUUCUCUGCCUUCGCCAGGCUGUAUGUCAGGGACAUCCUGCAGAUGGCCGAGUCCACGCAGGUGCCAGGUAUUUACUUCUACAACCUGCAUCCCAUCUACAAAGUGGAUGUGCUUGGGACAGUGGUUUACAAGAGAGAAAGAGACGACUUCUUCUGUUAUGGAGUGGAUGACGGCACUGGUGUAAUAAACUGCCUCUGCUGGAAGAAUGACCUGUUGAAAAAGGAGGAGGGUCCUACCAAAUCAGGAGGAAAAUGCAGUGACGGAGGCUUCAACCCAGUCGAGGAACUUGAGAAGCUGAGACAGGCCCAGCAGGGCCGCUGCUGUCUGGAGAUCGGAGAGCUGCUCCGAGUCAGAGGACCAGUGAAGACGUCGAGGCAGCAGAGAGAAAUCAUGGCCUCCACCUUUUACAAAGUGAACGACCCAGUGAUGGCGGUCCAGAUAGCGUGGAUGAUGGAGGUUCCUCGCCUCUACAGACUGUGCUAUGACAAACCGCUAGAGCUACAAGCUAACGCUACGGGUGACUCGGACCUCAGCUCGCUCAGCAAGGCAACGAACAUCAUCAAGGAUUUCUUCAAGCAGAAGUCGGUGACCAGGUUCAGACCCUAUGAUGUCCAGGACCUCCUGCAGCCUCUGAUCUCCAGCCAGCCUCAAACCGCAUCAGCAGACCCGGAGCCCGUGGCGGGUCCCUCUGCAUGCCAGCAGCUCCGCCAACUUCUGAAGGAGGCCCUGCAAAUUCUACAGGACGAGGGCGUUGUGUACCGCAGAGUCAAAUCCCAGGAUGAAGUCUAUCACGUGACUGCACACGACACAGAUCUAUUCAUCGCCGUCAAAGACGUCAUCAGGGAGGACUCUCAGAGAGAGAAGUAUGCGGAGAAGGGUUGCCACAUCCUGCACAUCCUGUCUGCAGUCAGGCAGCGCCACAGCCUCAACGUGAGCAAAGCCACGCUGGAGCUCGUCCUCAAAUCCCUGGAGUGCAACAGCGACAUCGUCAGCACCAGCGACAGCCAUUACACCGUGUUUUGACAUCGAGCGUGGCGGCGGGAACCACGGUGUCACCGCAGACGCCGCGUGCACUGUGGUUUAUUGCUCCAGAAUGUGAUCGUCCAAUAUGUUUUGAAGUGAAUCAUGCCGUUUGUAUUCCCUUGUUCAUCAGGACUACUGGGAAGCGGGGCUCUUGCCAACUUGAAAAGACUACCGCAUAAUGAUGGACAUUAGGGAAGCUUUCAGGACCACCGUGGACUUUACUGUUGUAAACAUUUAGGAUAGAAGACCUGUUUAGGAAUAGGAGAUGAAUAACAGGCCAAGGCUCAUGCUUGGCUUGAUUAACCAGCUAAAGGGGUUUCGGAGGCAAAAUGUAAGACCUCUACACUUCUUUUACUCCAAUUCAUUUGCAAGUUGGUAUGUUUUCUUGUUCUUUUUUUACUGUUUCAUGCACAGCGAGAAUAUUAAAAAGAAUAUUCAUACAAGAAAA
Molecule: messenger RNA, 2126 nt
Organism: Cyclopterus lumpus (lumpfish)
Lineage: Eukaryota; Metazoa; Chordata; Actinopteri; Perciformes; Cyclopteridae
Gene: stn1
Product: STN1 subunit of CST complex
Exons: 9
Coding region: 590-1678 (362 amino acids)
Biological process (GO): telomere capping; DNA replication; double-strand break repair via homologous recombination
Cellular component (GO): DNA replication factor A complex; CST complex; site of double-strand break
Molecular function (GO): single-stranded telomeric DNA binding
Source: RefSeq, a predicted model, not a curated record